Messenger RNA from Ictalurus furcatus (blue catfish), 851 nucleotides. RefSeq names its product RPA interacting protein (gene rpain). Lineage: Eukaryota; Metazoa; Chordata; Actinopteri; Siluriformes; Ictaluridae. The record is from RefSeq and is a predicted model, not a curated record. The transcript has 7 exons. Gene Ontology annotation, cellular component: PML body; nucleus. The coding region runs from base 93 to 764 and encodes 223 amino acids. Gene Ontology annotation, biological process: protein import into nucleus.
UGGUGGAGCGCGGGGAGCGGAAGUAGCGUUGGUAGGGUUUGUUUAUACGCAAGGCAGCUAGCGGUAAUUGAACAAAUCUGAAUUUGUGAGAUAUGGACGCGUUACAAAGGCAUAGGUCUCUGUAUAAGAGCACAACUCCACCAUGGAAGGAAACAUACAGAAAGCGUUGUGUGGAAAGGUUGAAGAACAGCCGCUCGAGGUUAUUGGAGAAGUACCGUCAGAUGAGAGACACCACAAAGAGCUCUCUGCUCGUCCAGGAAGUGAUGGAAGUGGAGUGGAGCGCCUUGCAGUCCGCCAACCAAAGACUGCCUUCGUUGUGGAAGAAAGACGGCGUGAGUGAUAUGUACAGAGACGUGCAGGAACAUGAUGAAUUGGCUGUUCUAGAGGAAAUCCAACAGGAACUCGUAUCUCAAGAGCUUUCGAUCAUUGAGGAAUACCACAAAAGCCAGCAGUAUGAAGAAAUGUACUUCGACUCUAUUGUGGAUGGAAUGGAGGAAGACGGAAAGCUCAUCUGCCCCGUAUGUCAUGCGAAUAACCUGACGGUGAACAGCCAUUUUACAUCAUGUCCAUGUGGCCUUUAUAUCAACACAGUGGGAAGAAAUAUAACAGCAGAUGUGCUCCAGCAUCUGCUUGAGUUGAGAGUCACAGAACAUCUGGAAUACUGCCUCCAGAACCCCAUAUUCUCAGUAGCCUCAAAUGUGGAUGGAGGACCCAACCUUAUGAUGAGCUGCAGGGUGUGUGAUUAUCUCACCAUUGUUCUGUGAGUGACUCCAGUACAAGGGCCAUUGUUUGCUUUUUCAGUGUUUUGUAUUUUAUUUCUGUGAAAUAAAGAGAGUACUUAUUUAACUUUA